Notothenia coriiceps (black rockcod) is the source of this 918-nucleotide messenger RNA. RefSeq names its product A disintegrin and metalloproteinase with thrombospondin motifs 18-like. NCBI's taxonomy places the organism in Eukaryota, Metazoa, Chordata, Actinopteri, Perciformes, Nototheniidae. Gene Ontology annotation, biological process: extracellular matrix organization; proteolysis. Gene Ontology annotation, molecular function: metalloendopeptidase activity. The coding region runs from base 1 to 918 and encodes 305 amino acids. The record is from RefSeq and is a predicted model, not a curated record. The transcript has 6 exons. Gene Ontology annotation, cellular component: extracellular matrix.
AUGAUAGCACAAUCAACAAUAAAUGGCACUGUUCACCGACUGACGUGCAGGAGCGUCCGCUCUUACCGGUCUGAGCACCUGGGAGUCCAGGAAGCGGUGAACACCCGGUCCCCUAUGGGCGGGCGACAGCUCGUCGCAGCUUUGGAGGGCGGCGUUCUAUCACGCAAGCCCGAUCGAGACGAUCCAAAAGGUCUUAAAAACCUGCCACAGAACAACGGUAAAUUUUGCUCAGGCUCCAGCCGCCUCAACCAGCUGUGUAACACUCGGACGUGCCCACUCAGCGCUGUGGACUUUCGGGCCCAGCAGUGUGCCGAGUACAACAGCAAGCCAUUCAGGGGCUGGUACUACAAGUGGAAGCCCUACACCAAAGUGGACGAUGAAGACAUCUGUAAGCUGUACUGCAUCGCUGAAGACUUUGACUUCUUCUUCGCCAUGGCCAGCAAGGUCAAAGAUGGCACCUCCUGCUCCGACCACAAAGGAGAUUUAUGCAUUGAUGGAGUGUGUGAGGCAGUAGGCUGUGACCAGAUUUUGGGCUCAAAGGCCUCUCUGGAUGCCUGCGGGGCCUGUAAGGGAGACAACUCCACUUGCAAGUUCUUCAAGGGCCAAUACACCCUUCAACACAGGGCCAACGAGUACUACUCCAUGGUAACAGUCCCUUCAGGGGCCCGAAGCAUCCGCGUUCAGGAAAUGGAGGUGUCCACCAGCUACCUGGCCACCCGCUCCCUGAAAAGGAAGUACUACCUGACCGGGGACUGGACGGUGGACUGGCCGGGGAAGUUCCACUUUGGUGGGACCGUGUUCGACUACCAGCGCUCUUUCAACAAGCCAGAGAGCCUGUAUGCCGCUGGACCUACUAAUGAGACGCUGGUGUUUGAAGUAAGCCGCCGCUGCUGGGUGAUGUCCGUUUGGGGCAAUUGA